Molecule: messenger RNA, 468 nt
Organism: Caenorhabditis remanei
Lineage: Eukaryota; Metazoa; Nematoda; Chromadorea; Rhabditida; Rhabditidae
Exons: 4
Coding region: 1-468 (155 amino acids)
Source: RefSeq, a predicted model, not a curated record
AUGAGAUCGAUACCUAUUAUUCUGCUGGUUUUUCUCAGUGCCCUUGUGUUAGAGACCGGCGGAACACAACAGAUAAGAAGGAGAUGUAAAAGAAGUGUAACGGCUUGGACAGAUGUCAUCAAAAAGCAGAAGGAGAGUAAUGGUUGCUCAAAAAACGUGUGGCUCGGUAUGGAUCGUGCGUCAAAGUGUCCCCAACUCAACGGAGCCGUCGUACCGGCUAUCCGGGCUCUGAAUGCGACAACUAUCGUGGAGACACCAGUGCAACCGAGACUAUACGGACGGAGAGGCGUGUACAAUGCGAAUUGUGAAUGGAUGGUGAUCGUGGUGCGAAACAAGGGAUGCGUCCUUCUCGACACCGAUACCAUCGAAUUCGAGUGUGAGAACAAUCGAAUCUACUUUCAGGGACGUGAAGUGACCAGUUAUGUGUGUGCUCUCAGUGUAUUCCCCGAUAUUGAAAUGGUUUUGUGA